UUUCGCGAGGACUUAGUCUGGUUUUGAUUGCGAAUCGACAUACAUCAAGCGACUGUGUAACAAUGAAGCUGCUUGUUAUAACAUUUACCAUAAUUGGUUUUGCAAUAGCCGACACCAUCCCCGAUGCUCGAUUGAUCGGAGGAACUAAUGCUGUUUGGGGUCAGUUUGCGUCUGCCGUUUCCAUCACGACACCUUUUCAACUUCACUGUGGAGGGGUGAUCAUUCACCCGCAGCACGUAUUAACUUCCGCUCAGUGCGUUUUAAAUGCUCAGAAUCGCCUAAUUGAUCCCUACUGGUUGUCGAUCAUAGCUGGUGAUACAGCGCUUGCACCGAUUGGUGCUCGUCGCCAGACUAGGCGUGUUACACAUAUCUAUGUUCAUCCGCAGUUUAACGUAUUCACUCGGGAGAAUGAUGUAGCAGUUUUGCGAUUGAAUCUUUCAUUCAAUUUUCCCUCAAAUACGGUUAACAUCGCUCGGCGUGCAACUCGAAUCACUCCGAUCGGCGAAACGUGUCAAUUCGCUGGCUGGGGAGCUGCAGCAGUAGCAGCCAACACACCUGUGAAUGUUCUGCAACGAUUCUUACCGAUGAUCAUCAACGACCGGGAUCUCUGUAAUCAGCCAACGAUGCAUGCCGGCCGGGUACUGGAAUCCAUGAUCUGUGCUGGAAAUACAGCGGCCUCGAACAAUGCUGCCCCUUGCAAUGGUAAUUUGGGAACCGGUCUGUACUGCAACCGUCAAUUGGUGGGAAUUCUUUCGUUUGGCGUUAACUGCGGGGUCGCGAAUAAUCCACCGGUGUUCACCCAGGUGCGCAACUACAAUCAGUGGAUCAUCCAGCAGAUCGGCCGGAACGAUACGGUAGCACCGAACUGGACACCGGGGGUGUUGCCGAAUCCAGUGGACAAAAUUCCAACGACACGGCCGUCGCAGAAUAAACCAGUUCCCAUGUUACUUGCACAGACACCCGGUCCCUGCGCCGUACCACCCGCACAAAUCAUGGACUCUUCAAUCCGUCCGAAAUGUACGGCUAACCCGGCGCAGAUGUCUCUGUUGAUAAUUGGAGCAGCAAUAAACUGCUGUGUUGGAAAAUUUGUGGCGUUGUUCCAGCCAGCUGCCUGGCAGGCCAUUCCGUCGAAUGGAAUUUCAUCGCCUAGAUUGUUUGCCGCACCACAGCCGAAUCCAGUGGACAAAAUUCCAACGACACGGCCGUCGCAGAAUAAACCAGUUCCCAUGUUACUAGCACAGACUCCCGGUCCCUGCGCUGUACCGCCCGCACAAAUCAUGGACUCUUCAAUCCGUCCGAAAUGUACGGCUAACCCGGCGCAGACGUCUCUGUUGAUAAUUGGAGCAGCAAUAAAUUGCUGUGUGGGUGAAGCGGUAGCGUUGUUCCAGCCAGCCGCCUGGCAGGCCAUUCCAUCGAAUGGUAUUUCAUCACCAAGAAUUGCAAAAGCAAUGUUUUGGAUGGCUACAUCCGGUGGAACGAAAUUGGAACUGGUCCUCAAAACGGCCAAAUUGUUGGCGAAUAGCGACAGGUCUGCCAAGUGGAAAUUCAGUAUUCAAUUGCCUCUCGUGCAGGACAGUUCGACUAAAAUGAAGGUUUCUGCAUUUCUCUUCCUAGUUGCAUUGGCAGGUGCAUAUGCCAGUGAAGAUACCUCGAGUCGUAUAACUGGAGGAACAGUGACUCUUCCGGGGCAAUUUCCGGCCGCUGUAAGUAUUGACACGCCUUACACUUUGCAUUGCGGAGGAACUAUCGUGAAUGCGCAACACGUAUUGACGGCAGCAUGGUGUGUCAUGCAUCCGACAACCGCCACGUUGAUUAAUCCGUUUUGGUUGCGAGUCAUCGCAGGAGAUAUAAACUUAAUUCCUGUGUCAUAUCGACGCGAGGUUCGAAACGUCACUCGUCUGUUUGUUCACCCGAAUUAUAACGCUCUGACGAACAACAACGAUUUGGCUGUCAUUCGCGUGAAUACACCGUUUCCUGCGUUCCACAACACAAUCGAACCUGCCGUAUUGAAUACUAGGGUUCUAGCUGAUAAUACCCAAUGUCAAUAUGCCGGUUGGGGAGCAGCAACAAAUGCCGCAAAUGCACCUAUGGUUCCAGCCCAACGAAUGGUUCCGGUGCCAAUACUCACCACAGCGUCGUGCAACGUUGCUACCGUUCACAACAACCGUGUCCUUCCUACAAUGAUUUGUGCGGGAUCAAUUACUGCCAUUGCCAACACGGUUUGUCAGGGAAACAACGGCGGUGGUCUCUACUGUAAUGGUGAACUGACAGGAGUGCUCUCCUUCGGACUUGCAUGUGGAGCAGCUAAUCAACCAGGAGUCUACAUCGAUAUUAGACAGUACAGACAAUGGAUCGAAACCCAGUUCAACCGUACGGACAAUCCAGCUCCCGGAUGGACUCCGAACCCCAUUAAACCGGUGAGUUCGCCGUUGCAGUAUAACCCAGAACCGAUACUGGCCGCACAUGGUGCUGGUCCAUUUUCGGCUGCUAUCAAGUUUCCGGCACAGAUCAUAUUUUCGAAAACCCGCGAAAAUGGUCUGACGCCGUUGCAGACAUCACGAUCGUUGAUAACCAUCGGUAGAAAACGUUGCUCCGCAAUGAUCGCGUUUCCCACCGCUGUCGCUGUUCCCCAACCAGUCAUUUGGCAGGAAAUUACGGGCAUCAGUUUUCGACCAGCUACGAAAGAAAUAAGUUGGAGAACCAUGUUUGUCCAUGUAAGAGUCACAUGGGCUUUCGUAAAUUUGCUGCUUCUCCAAGCGGUAGUAACUCAAUCUGAAAUUAACCCGUUUCUGGUUGGUGGAGGACCUGCUGUUUUGGGAGCUUACCCGUCAACCGUUGGAAUCAACAUUGGUCAGCCGCAAACCUUGUUCUGUGGUGGAACUAUCCUGAACACGAAUCACGUUCUUACGUCGGGAAGUUGUGUCUUGGAUGCCCAAAACAACCUUCGAGCAGCGAAUCAAUUUGUCAUACGGAGUGGUGUUGUAGAUAUUAAUGCGGCCGCACCUGCGACAACGGUUAACCGAGUAUUUGUGCAUCCUCUCUAUGAUCCGUUCACAUUCGAGAAUGAUAUAGCAGUUCUUAGAAUAGUAGGCCAGUUCACAUUCCCGGCAGUGGCAAAUCCGAAUAUUGCACCGGCCGAGCUACAGGAUAGAAUUGUAGCAGAGAACGGGGUUUGUCAGGCAGCUGGUUGGAAUUGGCAACAAACGGGUACCAGUCACACGUUGCAACAGCUGGACGUGAUCGUACAUGAUCGAGUAGAUUGCAACAAUUUAUACAAUGGUAUGAUUCGCCAGUCAAUGCUUUGCAUCAGGACUAACAGUGCAAAUCAGGCCCUUUGUCUACCAAAUCGAGGUGGAGGUUUGUUCUGUAACGGACGACUGACCGCAGUAGUGUCGUUUGGUUUAGGAUGUGGAGCGAAUACUACCACCACUGCAUCGGUUCUUACACAAGUUCGCUACCACCUGCCCUGGAUUCAGCAACAGUUUGUGAGGAACGAUAACCCUCCUCCCGGAACGACUCCGAUGCCUGGUAGAGACGGAUCAACCACCGUGAGUGUCUCAAUUGGUGCAAUUUUAUUUACGUUGCUUUGCAUGAUGAUAAUGCGAUGAAGUGGGGUGAUAAUUAUUCAUUAUAAUUGUGAUUAACUGAAAAAUAAAUUUACUCAUUUUAUUAUUUGUCUA
Molecule: messenger RNA, 3680 nt
Organism: Malaya genurostris
Lineage: Eukaryota; Metazoa; Arthropoda; Insecta; Diptera; Culicidae
Product: transmembrane protease serine 9-like
Exons: 10
Coding region: 63-3608 (1181 amino acids)
Biological process (GO): proteolysis
Molecular function (GO): serine-type endopeptidase activity
Source: RefSeq, a predicted model, not a curated record